Tigriopus californicus is the source of this 1087-nucleotide messenger RNA. Its product is annotated as procathepsin L-like. The record is from RefSeq and is a predicted model, not a curated record. Gene Ontology annotation, cellular component: lysosome. The transcript has 4 exons. Gene Ontology annotation, molecular function: cysteine-type endopeptidase activity. Gene Ontology annotation, biological process: immune response. Lineage: Eukaryota; Metazoa; Arthropoda; Copepoda; Harpacticoida; Harpacticidae. The coding region runs from base 55 to 1053 and encodes 332 amino acids.
GAGCGACAGUUAAGCAUUGGACUUUGAGGUCUGCACAUUUCCUCAGAGAGCAACAUGAAAGUUGUUUUGACUUUUGGCGUAUUACUUGCAACUGCCAGCGCCCUGACCUCCCUUGAGACCAUGGUUGAUGAAUGGGAAGCCUGGAAAUUGGCCCAUGGCCAGAAUUACUCCACUUCUAACGAAGAACGAUUCCGUAUGAAGGUUUUCAUAGAGAACAAGGAUAAAAUCGCCAGACACAACCAUGAAGCCCACCGCGGAAUUCACACCUAUUUCCUGAAGAUGAACAAAUUUGGAGAUCUCCUCCGCCAUGAGUUUGUCAAUGUAAUGAACGGCUAUCGAAUUGAUCUUGACAAUUCAUCUCGCAUGGGAGCCACUUUCAUCUCGCCCGCCAAUGUUGAGCUGCCCAAUGAAGUCGAUUGGCGAGCCAAAGGCGCAGUCACGCCCAUCAAAGAUCAAGGCCGCUGUGGGUCUUGUUGGGCAUUCUCCGCUACCGGAUCAUUGGAGGGUCAGCACUUCCGCAAAAACGGCCAGGCUGUCUCUCUCUCCGAACAGAACUUGAUGGAUUGUUCCAUACCUUACGGUAAUAUUGGUUGUGCCGGAGGUCUAAUGGACGGUGCCUUCAAGUACAUCAAGGAGAAUGGUGGGAUCGAUACGGAAAAGGCUUACCCUUACGAAGGUGCUCUCGACGACUGUCGUUACCAGGUCAAAACCAAAGGCGCGUCUGACAUGGGAUUCGUGGAUUUGCCCAAAGGUGAUGAGCAGAAGCUUAAAGAAGCUGUAGCUACAACUGGACCCGUUUCUGUUGCCGUUGAUGCGUCCCACGAGACUUUCCAGUUCUAUUCGCAUGGCGUUUAUGACGAACCUCAUUGUCGACCUGAUGCGAUUGAUCACGGAGUUGUAGUCGUUGGUUAUGGAUCUGAGAAUGGAACCGAUUUUUGGUUGGUCAAGAACUCUUGGGGGACCAAAUGGGGCGAUGCCGGGUUUAUCAAGAUGACACGCAACAAACAGAAUCAAUGCGGCAUUGCUACAAAGGCCUCAUAUCCCCUUGUGUGAAUUUUCUUAUUUUGAACUGAAUAAAAAAGCCUGU